UGCUGCCAGUCCAGCUGCUGCAAACCCUGCUGCUGCCAGUCCAGCUGCUGCCAGUCCAGCUGCUGCAAACCCUGCUGCUGCCACUGCUGUGUGCCCGUGUGCUGCUGUAAGCCUGUGUGCUGCUGUAAGCCUGUCUGCUGUGUGCCUUGCAAGAUCUGA
Messenger RNA from Eptesicus fuscus (big brown bat), 159 nucleotides. Its product is annotated as keratin-associated protein 5-5. The annotation marks the transcript as partial. The record is from RefSeq and is a predicted model, not a curated record. The transcript is spliced from 4 exons. NCBI's taxonomy places the organism in Eukaryota, Metazoa, Chordata, Mammalia, Chiroptera, Vespertilionidae.